AUGAAAGGAAAAAUCGCCCUAGAAGAAGCCUUCGCACUCCCCCGCCACACGGAAAAAACCCAAUGGUGGGCCAGCCUCUUCGCCGUCGACCCGCGCAAACACACCCAAGAAAUCAACGACAUCAACAUCCUCCGAAUUUCCCUCAUGGACAAAUAUAACGUAGGCUACAAAAUCCUCUCCUACACAGCUCCGGGCGUCCAAGACAUUUACUCCCGGCCCGAAGCCGACGCUCUGGCCCGCGAAGUCAACGACCAUUUAGCUCGAGAAAUCAGCGGCUUCGAGACCCGUCUGGGAGGUUUUGCGACGUUAUCAAUGCAUGAUCCUGUCACCGCCGCCGAAGAAUUACGGAGAUGUGUGACGCAAUUUGGAUUUAAAGGGGCUUUGAUCAAUGAUACGCAACGCACAGAUGCCUCUGGCUCGGAAAUGAUAUUUUACGAUACACCCUCUUGGGAUGCGUUUUGGUCUGUUGUGCAGGAAUUAGAUGUUCCAGUAUACCUCCAUCCUCGCAACCCGACAGGAGUGUUUUAUGAGAAAUUGUGGGAGCCGAGAAAAUGGUUAAUUGGGCCUCCGUUGUCGUUUGCGCAAGGGGUGAGUUUGCAUUUAUUGGGAUUGGUGACGAAUGGAGUAUUUGAUAGAUUUCCGAAGCUGCAAGUGAUUGUGGGGCAUUUGGGUGAACAUUUACCGUUUGAUUUGUGGAGGAUUAAUCAUUGGUUUGAGGAUGUGAAGAAGCCGUUGGGGUUGGGGUGCAAAAAGACGAUUAGAGAGUAUUUUCGGGAGAAUGUCUGGAUUACGACGAGUGGACAUUUUUCUACGAAUACGCUGGAGUAUUGUAUUAGGGAGAUUGGGGCCGAGAGGAUUUUGUUUUCGAUUGAUUAUCCGUUUGAGUCGUUUGAGGAUGCGUGUGGGUGGUUUGAUGGUGUGCAGUUGGAGGAGAAGCUUGGGGGGGAGAAGGCGGUGAAGGCGAUUGGGAGGGAUAAUGCGGCGAGGUUGUUGAAGUUGAAGGGGUUUAAGGAUGAGGAGGCGUAG
This is a messenger RNA of Sphaerulina musiva SO2202, 1026 nucleotides long. Its product is annotated as amidohydrolase 2. The coding region runs from base 1 to 1026 and encodes 341 amino acids. NCBI's taxonomy places the organism in Eukaryota, Fungi, Ascomycota, Dothideomycetes, Mycosphaerellales, Mycosphaerellaceae. The record is from RefSeq and is a predicted model, not a curated record. Gene Ontology annotation, biological process: secondary metabolic process. Gene Ontology annotation, cellular component: cytoplasm; cytosol. Gene Ontology annotation, molecular function: carboxy-lyase activity; hydrolase activity. The transcript has a single exon.